Messenger RNA from Oncorhynchus masou masou (cherry salmon), 1842 nucleotides. RefSeq lists its product as uncharacterized. The transcript is spliced from 5 exons. Gene Ontology annotation, molecular function: protein binding. The record is from RefSeq and is a predicted model, not a curated record. Bases 70 to 924 code for a protein of 284 amino acids. NCBI's taxonomy places the organism in Eukaryota, Metazoa, Chordata, Actinopteri, Salmoniformes, Salmonidae.
GAAUCAGUGUGGAUUUAAGGGUAAACAAUAUUCAGACCUCCAGUUCCAUUAGCAAGCUGUGAUUGUGAUAUGAAGAUGCAGAAGUCUGUCUCUGUCGUUCCUCUACUGUUGCUCCUCUGUCUGUCUGGGGUAGAGGUCACCAAAGGUCAAGGGGUAGAGGUCACUAAAGCUGUAGAUUUCAAGACGGAAAACGAGGUGGUCAAAACACCAGCAGACGGACAGACAGACUCUGAGCCGGACCUCUGGGCUGAGCUGAGAGAGCUGAGAGACAUGGUGGUGGAACAGAGAGUGGAACUGACUGUCACACAAAGUCAACUGGAGGACGUGAAGACACAGAAUUCAGAGAUGGAGUUCAGGCUAAGAACUGCAGAGGACCAGGUGAAGCUACUGAAGGCUGAGAAUCAAGCCCUGGAGCUGAGGACUCUUGACGUCAGCUCCAACUACUCUCGGAGCCAGGUGGAACUACAGAAGACUGAGCUGGAGGAGCUGAAGAGACAGAACACAGACCGGAAGGUAGCGUUCUCUGUUACUUUGGGGGUUGGGGGUUACUAUGGGGGUUACUAUGGACCCACAUCCACUACCCUGGUCUACAAGGACAUCCUCACAAACAUCGGCAAUCACUACAACACAACUAAUGGUCACUUCACAGCCCCAGUGAGGGGAGUUUACUACUUCAGAAUCGCCUUGUUUGGAAUCGUAGAAAGGAACAGCGGCAUACAUUGCAACCUCCGCACAAACGGCAUCGUAACCCUGAAGGCAGGUCUUUGGGAAUACAUUGCAAAGUCCCAGCACCACGUAGCUAAUGCUGCCUCUCUGCUGCUCGAGCAGGGAGACGUAGUUGACGUUCAACUGGGUGGAACCACAAUCUAUGAUGACAGUCACAGGAGAAACACCUUCACUGGCUUCCUGCUCUUCCCAGCGUGAGAUGAUAUUCAGUGAACCACAGUGGAAUGAAGCCUUCUGCCAACGCGUUGUCCUCUAUACAUGUUGUCCUCUAUACAUGUUGUCCUCUAUACGCGUUGUCCUCUAUACGCGUUGUCCUCUAUACGCGUUGUCCUCUAUACGCGUUGUCCUCUAUACGCGUUGUCCUCUAUACGCGUUGUCCUCUAUACGCGUUGUCCUCUAUACGCGUUGUCCUCUAUACGCGUUGUCCUCUAUACGCGUUGUCCUCUAUACGCGUUGUCCUCUAUACGCGUUGUCCUCUAUACGCGUUGUCCUCUAUACGCGUUGUCCUCUAUACGCGUUGUCCUCUAUACGCGUUGUCCUCUAUACGCGUUGUCCUCUAUACGCGUUGUCCUCUAUACGCGUUGUCCUCUAUACGCGUUGUCCUCUAUACAUGUUGUCCUCUAUACAUGUUGUCCUCUAUACAUGUUGUCCUCUAUACAUGUUGUCCUCUAUACAUGUUGUCCUCUAUACAUGUUGUCCUCUAUACAUGUUGUCCUCUAUACAUGUUGUCCUCUAUACAUGUUGUCCUCUAUACAUGUUGUCCUCUAUACAUGUUGUCCUCUAUACAUGUUGUCCUCUAUACAUGUUGUCCUCUAUACAUGUUGUCCUCUAUACAUGUUGUCCUCUAUACAUGUUGUCCUCUAUACAUGUUGUCCUCUAUACAUGUUGUCCUCUAUACAUGUUGUCCUCUAUACAUGUUGUCCUCUAUACAUGUUGUCCUCUAUACAUGUUGUCCUCUAUACAUGUUGUCCUCUAUACAUGUUGUCCUCUAUACAUGUUGUCCUCUAUACAUGUUUUUAUUGAUUGUUUGUUGUGUCUGGCAGGAGCAACCUUCUCAUUUUGAUGAUACAAUAAAUUAAAUUGAUUGAUCGAUCAAUACAUGAAUAAAUCAACCAA